Messenger RNA from Drosophila biarmipes, 1146 nucleotides. RefSeq lists its product as uncharacterized. The transcript is spliced from 6 exons. The record is from RefSeq and is a predicted model, not a curated record. Bases 77 to 961 code for a protein of 294 amino acids. NCBI's taxonomy places the organism in Eukaryota, Metazoa, Arthropoda, Insecta, Diptera, Drosophilidae.
GGAUCUUGGCGCCUGGUCACUCUUUGUUUUCUGGUUCUUUUCUUUUGUUUUGCGCAUUUUAUUUUGCCGCCAAUAUAUGAUGAAUGUGUCUGCGGCGUCGCUAAAUAACUCCUUUCAGGAAGAGGACGAAAUGCGCCUUGGCUAUAACCAUGAGGACAUCAAGACCUUCCUUGGGAAAUCGUCUAUCAAGGACCUGUUUCCCUAUGCGAAUGACACCACAGACGCCAAGCAGCUACUGGAUUGCUUUGUGACCACCUUAUCGGGAAAUUUGGAGCUGAAUCUGGAGAAUCUCCUGGACCUGUUUACCCUGUCCAUUAUGAUGAUGACCUACGAAAGAGACAACUUACUGCUGAUGAAGGAGCGUUUUAUGCUAGUGGAUGCGGUCUGCCAUCUGCCGGACUCGCUGGAUUCGGAAGAGAUGAACUACAUGGCCACUGGCUUAUACGCCAACUUGGUGACCGGCGUGGGACUGGAGCGCUUGGAAAGGGUUCUGGACAUGCAGGCCGCCAUUCCCGCCUUGGUGGAUUCCUGCAGCCUGGGCAACAAUAUUGCCGUGGCCCUACUGCUCACAAUCAUGUCUCAGUACACGAGAGUACCAGUUCAAUUGGAUAGAAAGGAAUAUGCCCACAAAGCUUUUGAAAUGGCCAAACUGAUCAACUGGCAGCAAUUGGCGGACAGUGGCCGCCAGGCGGAUAUGUUUAUGCUGGUCCGGACAUUCAGCCUGAUCAUCAAUUGUCGCCGGAUACGCGAGGAGUGUGUGGACUGGACGAAUAACCUGGGCGCCGAGAUACACAAAUACUUCCUUCAAGUGCGCAAGGCAUUUGAUCACACGGCCGCUUUCGGGUCCUUCGAAAUGAUGAUUGAGCGUUACAUUGCGUACUGCGUGGUUCGCGGAGCCACAACAACACCUCAACUUUGCAACUACAAGAUUUCCGAGCUGGCGAAUUCAGAGUCUCAAUAGAUGUUGGAUGAAGUGUGAUACUGUUAAAGAUUCCUAAAUUGGUUAGUAACCAUUGACUUAAGAGAAAGGUAUUAUGUAAAUUAAGCAUACAGCUGAGAUCAAAAAAGAAGACCAAACUUUUAAUUUGUUAAGUAGUAAUUUAAGCCUUUUUUAUUUUAAUAAAAGGUAUUACAAUUUUUUAUGUU